Molecule: messenger RNA, 1488 nt
Organism: Pseudomassariella vexata
Lineage: Eukaryota; Fungi; Ascomycota; Sordariomycetes; Amphisphaeriales; Pseudomassariaceae
Exons: 3
Coding region: 1-1488 (495 amino acids)
Biological process (GO): actin cortical patch localization; endocytosis; plasma membrane tubulation
Cellular component (GO): actin cortical patch; medial cortex; Rvs161p-Rvs167p complex
Molecular function (GO): protein binding; lipid binding
Source: RefSeq, a predicted model, not a curated record
AUGCAGACUAUGCAAAGAUCGUUUGGGAAGCUUCUCAACAAAGCUCCAGGGGACAAUGCGAAGGUAUCCGUUUUGUUGAAUGAUUACGAAGACGCCGACAGAGUGCUCGCUAAGCUCAUUGACCACGCGAAAGCCUGGCGAGAUUCCUGGGUAACUCUCACAAAUACACAGCUGGGCAUCGUCUCCGAAUACGAAGGCCUAUAUGAUCCCAUCGAAGGAUCGGCUCGUACCAAUGGCAAGGCGGCAAUACCUACGCCAGAGCUGCAGCUCAAUCGCACGUUCAAGCUUAAGGAGGCAUACGCCGACCUCGGUACGGAAUUAAUGGAGGAGAUUGCCCUCAUAGACUCAAGAGUCAUAAAGCCCGCUACAGACGCCCGUGAUUGUAUUGCACCAAUCCGGAAGACGAUCAAAAAGAGGGAGAAUCGAAGAUUGGAUUACGAAAAGGCACAGGACAAGGCUAUCAAACUGCAGAGGAAACCAGGCAAAUCAGCCAAGGAUGAUGCUGCUCUAGUAAAGGCUGAAGAGGAGGUUGUACGGGCUGCUGAUGAAUUCCAAUUUGCCGACAGCCAUCUCAAGGAGACACUGCCCCCAAUUGUCGACGCGGCGUUCAGGAUGGUACCUCCAGUGCUCGGCACCAUAAUAUUGAUACAAAACCGCCUGCUCGGGCUAUACUACACCACUCUGCACAAUUAUUGCGAAGAGCACGAAUUCCCUUCACCGCCCCCACCGAUGGAUGAAGUCAUUGCGAUGUGGUCAGGCGCGUUCAAUCCCGUCAAACGAGAAGUCGAGUCUAUUAGCUGCAUUGCCCACGGCAAGACAGUCCGACAGCCCAUGCAUGUUAUCGAUAUCGAGCCGCCAUCUCCCGAGGGCCGGAAGGCGUCAGUGCCGUCAUUGAAUGGAUUUCGCAGGACUUCAUCAAACCUCAUCCCGGGAAACGCCAACGGCAACAGACCCGAACCGGGCCCAGGACCAAUGCCCCCACGGCCGAAACGAAUUCCCUCAUCGACGUCUCUUGCCUCCUCCAACUACGCCAUGGCCAACAACCUCGGGGUGCCAACCGAGUUUACAACAGCGUCCGGCUACGGCACAUCUCCAGGCGCCUCGCCGAACUCAUUGCGGCCGACUGAUUACUUCAGUAACAGCGGACCCAGUCGGCCGGCCACCGCAUCAACAAUCGCAUCCAAUAUAUCGCAGAACAGCAUGGUUCUCUCUCAGCAAACCCCAUCAGGUGCGACAGCUGCGGCCUCGGUGAUAGGGAAGAAGAAACCGCCCCCGCCGCCACCGAAGCGCAUCGCGUCCAUGGCCAAGCCAGAGGAAUUCGUGAUAGCGCAGUAUGCCUUCGCGGGACAAGGGGCGGGCGAUUUAUCGUUCCAGGAGGGCGACCGGAUCCGUGUCGUCAAAAAAACUGGGACGGACCAAGACUGGUGGGUAGGCGAGGUGAGGGGCCAGAAGGGCAGCUUUCCAGCGAAUUAUUGCAAAGCGGCGUAA